UCGAGAUAAUCUUCUUUGCACCUAUUCUACUGCGAUACAAGAAUUAAUAAAUUGCAGCGCCAUGGGAACUGCUCCAUUUCCCAACCAUUCUCCAAUCCAACAUAAAAUGAAGGGCUUUGUUUAUUUGUUGAUAAAAAGAGGAAGGUGCUCGUGGGUUGGGCCAUCGAUGAAGUGCCAUGUCGGUGCCACAUCGCAGCGGUGGUUACGCUGGUGUACCACAGCAAUAUAACCGUCCGUUCGUUCUAUCCUGAGUCCUGACCAAAAAGUUAAGAAGAAGAAAUAAAAAUAAAAAGGAUAGAAGCAGGAGAAUUUGAUCGGAGCAUGUGAUUCCUGAUCAAUCAAGUAAAGCAGGACUUGAGCUAAUCGUGUCAGCAAAAUGCUUCGAGUAGCUCCGCUGGUGCGGUGCGUUUUCGGGGCCACCUUCGGAUCGGCAUCGCCAUCCGACGUAGCAAAUCACUUUGAAGAUUAGAAGAUUAAACCACGCCUCACAAACCCAACCACGCGCCAUCCCACAGCCCGCAGGGUCGGCCCAAAACCCUGGAGGCUUCUCCGCGGCCGGAUGGAGAUAACGGUCGCGUUCUCCGCUGAUUGCCCGCCGCUUCCGGUCAUCGCCGCAGCGAGGGUCGCCGGCGUGCUUUUCUCCACCGACCCCACCCUCCCUCCAGGCUCCGCGCCCGUUUUCCGCUUCGAUUCCGGAUUGAAAUUGCAAGGAACAAACACGCUCCUACGAUAUAAUGGGCGGGUUGCAGCAGUUCCCAAUUUCUAUGGCCGGGAUGUGCUUGAAUCAGGACAGAUUGAUGAAUGGCUUGAGUUUGCUCCAAUAUUUCUUUGUGGCUCGGAAUUUGAGAGUGCUUGUGCCCAUGUGGAUGGCUAUCUAAACCUGCGGACUUUUUUGGUUGGAUAUAGUUUGUCUAUUGCUGACAUAGCAGUAUGGUCAGGUCUUGCAGGUACUGGACAGAGAUGGGAAAGCCUUAGGAAAUCAAAAAAAUAUCAAAAUCUAGUUCGUUGGUUCCAUGGCAUUGCAGUGGAAUAUGGUGAUUCUCUCAAUGAAGUCACAGCUACUUAUGUUGGGAGAAGAGGGUUAGGCAAGUUACAUGCAGCUAAGCCUACUGGAGUAGCAUCAGGCAGUAAUCCAGCUUUUAAGGGAAAGGAGACAAACGGGCCAGUUGUUUCAAAGGAAAAUGCUGCUGCAUUUGAAGUAGAUCUUCCUGGUGCAAAAAUUGGGGAAGUAUGCUUGCGAUUUGCCCCAGAGCCUAGUGGGUACCUCCACAUUGGGCACACAAAGGCUGCUCUUCUGAACCAGUAUUUUGCUCAGAGAUAUCAAGGGCGGCUACUUAUUUGCUUUGAUGAUACAAACCCAUCAAAAGAAAGCAAUGAGUUUGUAGAGAAUCUGCUAAAAGAUAUCAAAACAUUGGGCAUCAAAUAUGAUGCUGUUACUUAUACAUCUGAUUAUUUUCCUCAGUUGAUCAACAUGGCUGAAAGCUUGAUUUGGAAGAGAAAAGCAUAUGUGGAUGAUACACCUCGGGAGCAGAUGCAGAAAGAGAGGAUGGAAGGCAUAGAGUCAAGGUGCAGGAAUAAUACUAUUGAUGAGAAUCUAGCAUUAUGGAAAGAGAUGAUUGCAGGGUCUGAAAGAGGUAUGCAGUGCUGUUUACGAGGUAAAUUGGAGAUGCAGGACCCAAACAAGUCGCUUCGAGAUCCUGUUUAUUACCGUUUCAAUCCAGAUCCUCAUCAUCGUAUUGGAUCCAAGUAUAUAGUCUAUCCAACCUAUGAUUUCGCUUGUCCAUUUGUUGAUUCCAUUGAAGGUGUGACCCAUGCCCUUCGCUCAAGUGAAUACCAUGAUCGCAAUGCACAAUAUCAUCGGAUUCUUGAGGAUAUGGGCAUCCGGAAAGUCCAAAUAUAUGAAUUCAGCAGAUUGAAUAUGGUAUACACGCUUCUUAGCAAGCGUAAACUUCUUUGGUUUGUUCAAAAUGGGAAAGUCGAGGGAUGGGAUGAUCCUCGGUUCUCUACCGUGCAGGGCAUAGUACGCAGAGGUUUGAAAAUUGAGGCAUUAAUACAGUUCAUUCUUCAACAGGGUGCUUCUAAAAAUCUGAACCUUAUGGAGUGGGACAAGCUGUGGACCAUCAAUGAGAAGAUAAUUGAUCCAAUAUGCCCAAGACAUACAGCUGUCCUUGAAGAAAAUCGUGUGAUGUUGCUUCUUACAGAUGGUCCAGAGAACCCAUUUGUCCGCAUCAUUCCUAGGCAUAAGAAAUUUGAGGGUGCUGGGACAAAAGCUACAACAUACACAAAGAGAAUAUGGAUUGAUUAUGCUGAUGCAUUAUCAAUCACAGAGGGUGAGGAGGUAACAUUAAUGGAUUGGGGGAAUGCUAUCAUAAAAGAAAUCAAGAAUGACAAUGGGCAGAUCACACAUCUGAUUGGAGUUUUACACCUUGAAGGUUCUGUUAAAACUACAAAGCUGAAGCUUACAUGGCUUCCUGAAAUGGAUGAGUUAGUUCGUCUUUCACUGGUUGAAUUCGACUACUUGAUAAAGAAGAAAAAGCUGGAAGAAGGAGAGGACUUUUUUGAUAACCUUAAUCCUUGCACCAGAUGAGAAACUUCAGCCCUUGGGGAUUCCAACAUGCAUAAUCUGAAGCGAGGAGAGAUACUUCAGCUCGAAAGGAAGGGCUAUUACAGAUGCGAUGUACCUUUCCUUAGACCUUCAAAGCCCAUUGUUUUGUUUGCAAUUCCAGAUGGUCGACAACAGACAUCAUUGAACUGACUGCCAAGCUUUCUGCAAUCUAAUUGCUUGAAGUAGCAGAGUAUGCCAUUUAAAGACUGAUUGAUGCUGUACUGGAACUUGCCAUGGGUUCGGAGAGAUGAAAAUUACAUUUUUUGAAAAAAUUAAAGAGUGUUAUAAUAGUGGAUCCUACAUGCUUAAUACAUGAAUGAUCUUUCGAAUUAAAGCUUAAAUUAUAGCUGCAGAUGGAGUUCUAGAGUGACUGGCAAGACACCAAAAUGCUGAACAAAGAUCUUUAACUGGCUUCUUUGCUGAUAUCAUACUUUAGCUUUUUUGUUUGCUAAAUUAAAUUUUCUAGCUGUUUUCUUUUCUGA
Elaeis guineensis (African oil palm) is the source of this 3087-nucleotide messenger RNA. Its product is annotated as glutamate--tRNA ligase, cytoplasmic. Gene Ontology annotation, cellular component: cytoplasm; methionyl glutamyl tRNA synthetase complex; cytosol. Gene Ontology annotation, biological process: translation; glutamyl-tRNA aminoacylation. Gene Ontology annotation, molecular function: ATP binding; glutamate-tRNA ligase activity. The record is from RefSeq and is a predicted model, not a curated record. Lineage: Eukaryota; Viridiplantae; Streptophyta; Magnoliopsida; Arecales; Arecaceae.